CCGCCUCAAGGUUUUAGUCAAUCGCCGAAUGGACAGAUCUCAUCGUUUGAAUGUAUGAUUAAUUUAUAUAAUUAUUUUUCUAUGAAUGAAGCUUGUCUAGUGAAAGCUAAACCCUAAACCUUGGGUUCUUGUUGACGACUAUGCGGGGAGUCCCGGGAUCAAUGUUUUAGGAUCGCGGCUCUCACUGCAGCAAAUCUCAGGGGCUCCUUCGAAGCAUUGCUCCAAUGCUGCGGCGUGAAUCGCACGUUCUGCGUAGAAUGGAGGCGAGAAGUUUAUGAAGCGCUUAUUGAAGAAGGUAGGUUUAGAGAGGCGUGUGAAUUGUGAGAAGGGAUAGUAGGAUGGGGAGGCGCGAGAAUUUGCGGGUGGCAGGGGGGAAGCCAGGGCCAUCUGACCCUCACCUUCUGAACAGACUAGAAGAGUUUGGUCAGAAGAAUCCAUUGAACGACAUGGACGCUGCGCUUGAGUAUUUGCGACGGUAUUAUCCCGAGUAUCGCCGCAAACCGGCAAUUCCUUUCAAGAAGUACCUUGCGCUACAAGUUCCUGAGGUACGGCGUCGGAUGGAAGCGAAGAAGGAGAAGGCACUAGAGGUCCCUAAGACACCUCGGAGUCGCGCGGAGGAUGAGGAAGAGAGGUUGAAGAAAAGAGAGGAUGCGCAUGUAAAUGAAAUGAACGGAGUAGGUGACAUGAAUGAGGGUCUGGCUUUUGACGUGGAAGAUAUUAACGAAAUGGAUCUGGAUGAUGUGGAAGAAGGGAGAGUGAGAGGGGAGGGCUCCUCUCCAGUGAAAGGAAGCUCGAACAAGGCCGGCGAUGUCGAAGAAGUAGAAAAACCCGCAUUUGCCCCCCUCCAUGUAAUAGCUGCUAAAGCGAAAGCUGCAAUUGGAACGCGAUUGGUGAAGAUCCCACAAGUCCUACCAGAGAUUAGAGAAGGUGGUGCAAAAGAAGAGAGAGAUCUCCCUCUAAUGCAGUUAGGUGGUUGUCCACCCCAAAUCGUGAAGCCAUCCUCUCAAUUCCAGGGAUCCAUCCUUCAGCAAGAGAAUGGGCGACCAUAUCUUGUACUCGCGUCAGCUAACAAAAGUGAGAAACCCAAGCUAAAUGAGGACAAUGCAACCACAAAGGUUCUGCAAGAGAGCAGAAUCAUGCGCAAACGAGAAAGAGAAAUAGAGAAAGCUCGUGCAGGUAGUAAAAAGGGGAAGUGGGCUCACGACAAAAGUGAGAGAGAGGGUGCCGAAGAUGGGUUUGGUAAGGGUACCAGCUCUGCUGCAGCAGUUCCUCGAAAUGUUUCGUUCAAAAAUUUUGGAGGGAUUGAAGGAAUAUUAGGUGACAUUCGAGAUAUAAUAGAGCAACCACUAGCUCAUCCAGAGCUGUAUGAGUGGUUGGGUGUUCAGCCCCCGAGGGGAGUUUUAUUACAUGGACCGCCUGGCUGUGGCAAAACUAUGCUUGCAAAUGCAAUUGCUGUGGAAACGGGGGUUCCUUUUCUGAAAAUAUCUGCACCUGAGGUAGUCUCAGGGAUGUCAGGUGAAUCUGAGGCAAAGGUCCGAUCUCUAUUCGCGGAAGCUGUGAAGUUGGCACCCUGUAUUGUGUUCAUUGAUGAGAUUGAUGCAAUCACUCCUAAAAGAGAGACAGCACAACGAGAGAUGGAAAGGAGAAUAGUGGCACAGUUGCUUACUUGUAUGGAUGAACUGAGUCAGCCUUUAGCUCUGGUUGAUAUGGAUUCAAAGUCUGAGAGCAAAGCUCCAAAGCGUCCAGGCCAUGUUAUUGUAAUUGGAGCUACAAACCGGCCUGAUGCGCUGGAUCCCGCACUUCGUCGAGCCGGUCGGUUCGAUCGGGAAAUUGCUCUGGGCAUCCCAGAUGAAAAUGCCAGAGCCCGCAUCUUAUCUGUUUUAUCUGGACAGUUACGUUUAGAAGGUUCUUUUGACUUCAAGCGCAUUGCAAGACGAACUCCAGGCUUUGUGGGUGCAGACUUGGCUGCUUUGACCAAGGAAGCAGCCGCUUUAGCUGUAAAGAGAAUUUUCGCUGGCAUGGAGACCAGGGCAUUGCAAUUUUCUUCAGCAGAUUCCAAGAAUGAAUUGCAUCUACAUCUUGAAGAACAAAACACUGAUGGAUCUAGCAGUGUUAAUCAUGGCGAUAAGAAUUCAAUGUUGAAUUGUGGCAAUGUAGAAGAAGAGCCUUCAACCACUGCACUUAUCAAAGGAGAUGUUUCAAGGGUAAAAGGUCAGUUUGACGGUUCAUCUGUAAAUGGAGAAUUUACCGAUGAUGUGAGUGAAGAUGAGGAAUUAUGGCGUCGCCCCUGGACUACUGAAGCGAUGGAGAACCUUGCAAUCACUAUGCAGGACUUUGAAGAUGCUGUAGAAAAGGUUCAGCCAUCUGCUAAACGUGAAGGCUUUGCAACAAUACCAGACGUUACAUGGGAUGAUGUCGGUUCGCUAUGUGAUGUUCGUGAAGAUCUUGAAUUUUCCAUUUGUAGAGCCAUCAAGUUCCCCGAGGAGUACCAGGCACUGGGAAUGGAAAUGGCUACUGGAGUUCUUCUCUAUGGUCCACCUGGUUGCGGUAAAACUCUUGUGGCAAAAGCAAUUGCGAACGAGGCAGGGGCCAAUUUUAUUUCCGUGAAGGGGCCAGAACUACUUAACAAGUACGUUGGUGAAAGUGAGCGUGCCAUACGUCAGCUCUUUACCCGUGCUAGAGCCUCGUCUCCUUGCAUUCUAUUUUUUGAUGAGAUGGAUGCAAUGGCACCUAGACGUGGUAGUGAUGGCAAUGGCGCCGCUGAACGUGUAGUUAACCAGUUGUUGACUGAAAUGGAUGGGUUGGAGCAACGAAAAAGUAUUUUUCUUAUUGCAGCUACAAAUAGACCUGACAUGAUAGAUCCAGCUUUAUUAAGGCCUGGACGUUUGGACACACUAUUGUAUGUACCGUUGCCUGACGCUCCAGGACGUGCAUCAAUUAUGAAGACAUUGGCUCGGAAGGUACCAAUUGCUCCUGAUGUUGAUGUGGGCGCAAUUGGAGCAAGCAAUCAAUGUGAGGGCUUUAGUGGGGCUGAUCUCGCUGCAUUGGUGCGAGAAGCAUGCACUGCCACUUUAAAGGACAAGAUCAGGAGUUCAAAUGGGACUGACCAUAUGUCACAUGCAGUGGAUACCGAAUCUGAGGCUUUAUGUGUUACAUCUCGUCAUUUUGAAAUUGCCUUGACUCGAGUUUUUCCUUCCGUAUCUAACACGGAUCGCAAGAGAUACGAGGCUUUGCGACGGAAACUGCGGCGUUCCCGGGGUCAUCUUGAGAAACAAGAGGGAGAAACUGAAACGAUUGUACCAUUAGAUGAUGUAGCGGGCGGUAAAGAGAAUCUGGCGUCUUAACUGUCCAACUUUAUCAAAAGAAAUGCAUGAGAAUGUAUAGGAUUAGAGUAGUAUUAUUCUCUAUUUUUUUACUAAGAAAUGUACCAAAUUUCAUUCAAGUCGAGAAUACAGUUUUUGCACGUGAUAUUUAAUUUUCUUUGAA
Molecule: messenger RNA, 3486 nt
Organism: Physcomitrium patens
Lineage: Eukaryota; Viridiplantae; Streptophyta; Bryopsida; Funariales; Funariaceae
Product: putative AAA domain-containing protein C16E9.10c
Molecular function (GO): ATP binding; ATP hydrolysis activity
Source: RefSeq, a predicted model, not a curated record